Messenger RNA from Symbiodinium pilosum, 705 nucleotides. Lineage: Eukaryota; Dinophyceae; Suessiales; Symbiodiniaceae. The record is from the annotation of a GenBank genome assembly.
AUGGCUAGGAAGCUUCGGCACCUCAUGGUCUUGAUCAGUGAUGUAGAGUCACUUGUCGACGAACAGGCUAGCGGCUUCAGAAGCAACGUCAGCCACAUGGUUUGGGACAGCAUGUCCUCAGAUGGGUCUGAGCGGUUCGUGCAAAUCCAACUGGGAAGCAGGUCUCGACCGGAUGCCUUUGCAGAGGAGCCUCCGAAGCAUGUAUUUUGGGAUCGCAGUGGGGUCCCUGUCCCGAUCGACAGCAUCGCAGGUCAUUUAGGACUAGCAGCGACCAGAAUGCGCGAUAGCGCAAGAAGUUGGCGCAUAAAGGAUGCUGUGGGCCAUUGGACUUCCGGGACAAUUUCGGCCCGGCUCCAGCCAGCAGGGGACGCGUUGACAUCCGGUGGGGAGGCAGAUGUCGACAUCGGUGCGUGCGACGGUGAGGAGGACGACCCGGACACUUCUAGCGGCGAGGAGUCGCCGACGGCAAGUCCUAGUGCAGGAGCACAGGUGCCUUGCACGGCUUGGAGGUCUAGUGAAUGGACCGUGCCUUCCAAACAGCAUGGAGCCCUACAGGCUCGGCGAGGCAGGCGGCGCCGUAUGAAGUCCGGAGAAGCCGCCGGUCACCACCGUGCCACGCUCCUUCAUACAGUGUGGGAUUUGGGAGGCUCCUCCGAAGGAGACAGCUGCGCAUGCGAAACUGUCGCAGAGAUGCCUGAGGCGUGA